This is a messenger RNA of Frankliniella occidentalis (western flower thrips), 591 nucleotides long. RefSeq lists its product as uncharacterized. Bases 117 to 503 code for a protein of 128 amino acids. Lineage: Eukaryota; Metazoa; Arthropoda; Insecta; Thysanoptera; Thripidae. The record is from RefSeq and is a predicted model, not a curated record. The transcript has 3 exons.
AAAAACUACCACUCGACAGGCGCACUUCAUAGAGAUUACGAGCAAGGGCCGCGCUAUAAAACGACUCCGGCUGCCCGAGAUGAGCCAUUCGAAUCAAUCCGAACCAAACCUUCACCAUGGUCAGCAAGGUCGUAAUCGUCGCCUUCGUCGCUCUGUGCUGCGCACAGGCGCUGGCUGCUCCUCGCGAGGAGAAGCUGGAGCUGGAGAGCGCAAACCUCAACAUGAACAUCAUCAAGUGCACGAAAUCAGUGAUCAAGGCCGUUGGAGUUGUGAAGGACACACUCGCCGUUGUUAAAGACUUCACGACCAUCGUCAAGAACGGUCAGGCCGCGAAGGCUACCUGCAAGUCUAACGAGGCCGCCACCGCCGAGGAGAUCGAGGCCUGCGUCAACGCCGCCAAAACCGCAGAGAUCAACGAGAUCUUCGCUGAGGUCAAUGUUGCUGUCCAGAAGGCUGCAACCGCUUACGAAGAAAUCAAGGACGUCAUCGACGAGUGCACUUAAAUCUCUUAUCACCCUCAUUCCCUCCACCACCCCCUUCCACACCAAUGUUUUAAGGCUUUAUAAAAUAAAAUUUAUGUUUGCAAGUCAA